Messenger RNA from Conger conger (European conger), 1530 nucleotides. Its product is annotated as Na(+)/H(+) exchange regulatory cofactor NHE-RF3-like. Gene Ontology annotation, cellular component: apical plasma membrane. Gene Ontology annotation, molecular function: protein-membrane adaptor activity; protein binding. The record is from RefSeq and is a predicted model, not a curated record. The transcript has 10 exons. Lineage: Eukaryota; Metazoa; Chordata; Actinopteri; Anguilliformes; Congridae. Gene Ontology annotation, biological process: protein localization to plasma membrane.
AUGUAUCUGCCUAUUUUAGGACUGCAGAAUGCCAUAGUCUUAACACAGAGGUUCACUUUCAAUCCCAAACAAGGGAUUGACAAUCCAGCUCUGGUCAUUGUUGAUGAUGCAGAGUCCGACCGGCAGUUCGUACCACGCAUUUGCCUGUUGACUCGGACACAGGAGGAGAGCUUUGGGUUCUACCUGCAGAUGGAAAAGGGCCAGCGGGGUCACCUGAUCCAGCAGGUGGAGCCCUGGAGCGUGGCGGAACACAGCGGCCUGCGGGGCGGGGACCGGCUGCUGGAGGUGAACUUGGAGUUUGUGGACGACGCUGAGCACCACAAGGUGGUGCAGAGGAUCGAGGCCUGCGGGCUGCAGCUGUGUUUCCUGGUGCUGGGAGGUGAGGAGUACGAGGAGGCGGUGAAGGCAGGGGUUGACCUGCAGAGCAUGGCCAGGUCCCAUCGUGGGGAGAACUGCUCCCGCCCACAGCUCUGCCACAUCCGCAGGGACCCCAGCGCUAGCUACGGGUUUAGCAUUAUCCCUGUCCCAGGGGAGAAGGGGAAGUACUCUGUAUCCACACUGAGUGACACUCCAGCAGAAUUGGCGGGACUUCGCAGUGGACAAAGAUUGGUGUGGAUCGAUGGUGCCAUGGUGUCAGGACUCACAUAUUCAGCAGUUGUCAAGAUGGUAAAGAAAAGUGCAGAUCAUGUGACUGUCCUGGUGGUGGACAGAGAGAGUGAAGGGAGCUACACCCGGCGUCGACUGCCUGUCUUACCCACCAUGGCAGGAGCCCACAAUCUGCCCCUCCCAAACCUACUGCCCCUGGUCCGUGGGCCAGACGGCUACGGCUUCUUAUUGCGGCAAGAAAUAAUGCCCUCAGGCACCACUGCCCACCUGCUGCGUGAGGUGGAAUCUGGCAGUCCAGCCGAGCAUGCAGGUAUGCAGGAUGGGGAUCUGCUGUUGGCAGUGAAUGGACAAGCGGUGGAAAAGCUGGAGCAUGAGGAAAUUGUGCGCAGAGUCCGAUGCAGUGGCCAACAGGUCACCCUCACCACCAUGCAUGCUUAUGGGAGAGACCUCUACAGACAGUUGGGUCUAUCUCCUCUGCUUUUCUGUGAAGAUAAACUCCCAGAAGCGGCCCAAGAGACAACAGGGCACGCCCUCGCAGCUCCAUCUCCUGAACUCCCAGAGGAAAUGCGAGCAGCCCCGCCCUGUCCCCGGCUUUGUGCCCUUGUGAAAGGACCCGCUGGCUUCGGUUUCCGUGUAAGCAGCGUUCAGCACUGCGGUGGGACCUUCAUCGCCCAGGUGGAGAUAGGGGGCGCAGGAGAGAAGGCUGGGUUGUGGGAGGGGGAUGUGGUCAUUGAGGUGAAUGGCCAAAAUGUGGAGGAUAAGGAUUUAGAAGAUGUGGCGACUCUAAUGAAGAAGGGGGGAUGUUAUCUAACGUUGCUUGUUGUUGAGAGAAGUGGUUACCAGAGACUAAAACACAAUGGGAUACCAAUUACCCCAUAACUUGUUCUCCAAAUCACCUCAGUCUCUACCUCUAGUGUGGUCUAG